Molecule: messenger RNA, 1379 nt
Organism: Cuscuta campestris
Lineage: Eukaryota; Viridiplantae; Streptophyta; Magnoliopsida; Solanales; Convolvulaceae
Source: the annotation of a GenBank genome assembly
CAAGUCUAGACCUCGGCCCAAUCCGAGCUCAAUUCCAUUCACACCCAUAGCGAUUCCGCCUUUCCUUCAUCCAAUCGCGAGGUCAGAGGUUGGAUGAAAUUUGAAUUCUGUAUUUAAUUUUUAUCUUUGCUCAAGUUGGGGGAAGGAAGGAUGGGAGCAGUGUGCGCAGGAGGAACUCAGAGGAAUAGGUCGGAGGUUCAUGAAGAGAGGAACUCAGUGGGCUCUAAGAAGCUCAAAUCUAUGAAGAGUUUCCUGAAAGAGGACAACAAUGUUGAAUCUGCUGAAUAUCUACUAGAUGAGGGGACGACCGGGAGUGCCCGUGAUUAUAAUGACCAUCUCCAUGAUUCUGUUGAAUUCCCCCUGUCCAUCUCUAGAGAGUUGAAGCCUUCAACUCCUGCCAGGAUCAGAACUAGUACCAAGGCACCUCACGUUGGUUCUUUUCUUGGUAAGGCUAGCACAGUUGGCCUAGAUAUGGCAGUGGAGGUUCUAGAUACAUUAGGCAGCAGCAUGACAAAUUUGAACACCAUCGGAUUUAUUUCUAGGACGGGAUCAAGAGGGAACAGAAUAUCUAUACUAGCAUUUGAAGUUGCAAACACAAUCACUAAAGGUGCAAAUUUACUGCAUUCAUUAUCCGAAGAAAGUGUCCAGUAUUUGAAGCACGAAAUUCUACAUUCAAAAGGUGUGCAAGAGCUGGUUUCUACAGAUUCCAAUGAGCUUCUUGCUAUAGCUGCUGCUGACAAAAGGGAGGAAUUUGAAGUUUUCUCUCGUGAAGUAGUGAGGUUUGGAAAUCUGUGUAAAGAUCCACAGUGGCAUAACCUUGAUCGGUUCUUUUCAAAGUUGGAUUCUGAACCUCUAUCGGGUGUAAGUCACAAAAAACUCAGAGAGGAAGUUAAUACGACUAUGAAAGAACUUUGCACUCUUGCUCAGCAUACUUCUGAAUUGUAUCAUGAGUUGCAUGCCAUGGACCGGUUUGAACAAGAUUACCGAAGGAAAAUUGAGGAAUUAGAGUCUUUAAGUCUUCCCAAGAAAGGAGAGAGUGUAAUGAUGUUGCACAGUGAUGUUAAACAUCAAAGUAAAAUCGUGAGGGGAUUAAAAAAGAAAUCUCUUUGGUCCAAAAAUUUAGAAGAGGUAACCCCCCCCCUCCCCCACCAAAAAAAACAUUUUUUUUCUUGAACUAUAUCCAAGGAUGUGUCCUUCAGUUAUAUUUACUUGUUUUUUAGUCUUACUAGAAGUCUAUCUAGAACUUCCUCAAAGCUUGACAUAGGUGAUAGCAGAAAGCUUUUUAAUUGUAAACUUGCUACGGAGUAUGAAUGUGCAAUUAUCCACUUAGUGAUGCUAUACUUUCUCAUUGUGGGUUGUCGGUAAACUUGUUGAUACCG